ACAGCUACCGGACGUGAAGGUACAUUGUAUCGAAAGAGAUUUUAACUUUGAGAAAGUUUACGCCGCUUUAAGGCGCGAAUCUAGGCAGUCAUGCCGCGGAAAGUAUUAUUAUUUUUGUGGUGUAUUGCAUCAGGUGUCGUGUUUUCGUCCGGGGCAGACCCAGUUGUAUACAGCAUUGAGCCCACUUAUGGUAGUCUUGCAGGGGGUACCAUGGUCUUUGUACAUGGGAGAGGUUUUGCAAAUGAUCAGUUUAAUUUUCAUGAUCCAUUACUGGGAAACAAAAUACUGUUCAAAUCAGAUAAACAUCAGGUGGAAUGUCAUAUAACACCUACAGAUGUGUCCGAAAAAAGAAUUGGCUGCGAGACUGAACCAUCACCAACAGCUACUGAUGGUGAAUACGAACUGGUGAUGUUUGUAAAUGGAGUAUUGGUAACAAGGUAUUGCGGGCGUCGUCAGAAAUGCACAUUCCAGUUUUACAUAUGGAGAACUCCGACCAUCGAUGAUUUCAGUCCUCGGGCUGCAACACCAGGAACACCCGUUCAAAUCUUUGGAAAAAUUCAUACCACCCAAUUCAGCCGACUUUCUCCUGGAUUUUCACCUGAUAACAAGGAAAUUACAAGAGUCUACGUUGGUCUUGAAUGCAAUCCUUUCAACGACGAGACAAACGAAUUGUUUGGAGCGGAAAUAGAUGACUGUGGUUGGACUCCGAAUUGUCGUGGCUCAUUUCAGUGUUUACCGAAAACACGUACUCCUGGCUCCCACACGGCUUCUUAUUUGGUUUCACUACUUGGAAGGUCAAAAGUGAAUAAGGACUUGUGGCGCGUAGAUGGAAAUCAAGAGUUAUAUCUCUAUCAAACACAUUCAGAUAUUCAAAGCAUCUCGCCGUCUUCUGGUAGUCUUCUAGGCGGGACCGUUAUAACAAUUGGAGGAGUAGGUUUUAGCGAAAUCGCCAAAAACGUCAAAGUUUUUGUUGCAGGAGUUGAAUGUGAAGUUUUAUCGUCGAGUUUGACGCAGAUCAAAUGCCGAACAGGAGCAAGAAAGGAAGUAAGAAGCAACUACCCAGGGUCUCGUGGUCUGCUUCGUGAAAUCUGGACCGCAACCGUGAAGUCCAACUUACCAGACAUUGCUACCCUUGAAUCGUCUGCCGCUGACUAUCACUUUGAGUACUUGACUGAAAGUAGCUUACCAGAAAUUGUGUCCUGGGAAAGAACUUCCGGUUAUAGCGCCAGGGUGACUGGUUAUUUCGUGCCGUUUCAAGAUGACGUGUAUAGGUUCGGUAUCCUAUCAGAUGAUGCCAGCGAGUUAUAUCUUAGUUUGACAGGGGACCCCGCUGGCAAGACGAAGAUUGCGAGUUGUUCAUCAGCAACAAGUAACUGGAACAGUAACAGCGUACAGGAGUCUGAACCGAUCUCAUUGGAGGCAGGCAAGCAGUACUAUAUUGAGGCAUACCACAAUGACUAUAGUGGUGGCCAUCACAUGAAAAUCCGAGUAGGCAUGGAGAAGACUCAACACACCAACGCUGAAGUUACUGCUGCAAGAGAUGAAAAACAAAAAAUCAGGAUCAGUUCGUCUGUGCUCUGGGAUAAACAGAUUUUGGACUUCACUACCUGGAACGAAGAUGAGAGAGUUUGCGAAGUGCAACGCCUUUCUCUUCAGCCAUUGCAGUGCGUGGAAACUAACAUCACAUCUUGUAACAAUACUAGUGAUAACUUCACGUUGUCCUACCUUGAUGAGAGGAUAACUUUGUCCUUAAAAGACACCAGUAGCUCGAUACUGGCGCAAAGAUUGAAUGAACUGAAUGUCUUUAAGGACCGGGGUAAAAUUAACGUCACUGCUGCUAAUGUGACGGAAGGAAAUGCCACAGUGUUCGUCAUUUGGUUCUGCUUCAAAGAUCCGCGAGGAAUCGAACUGUUGAACGGAACUACACAAAGUGACCAAACCCUGGACUUAAGUAUAACUCGCGAAGUGAAGGGACAGUCCGCCAAAGAUUUUCAGCUUUUUAUUGGUGGUGUACCAUCCAUUGUUUUGAAGCCAAGUUCCAGUAUUGAUAAGAUCGAGAAAGCUCUUAAACGCUGGUUCUCUGUUGAAUGCGAAGAAUCUUCCUUGGCCGGGCGUAUCUUUUAUAAAGACUACGAGGGAGACAAUAUUUUCGGAGGUGAGACUGGUGAAAGAUUUUCCGAUAUGCAAGCGUUUUGCGGAAGAAAGGCCUUAAAGAAUCCAUCAGUUCUAUGGAAAGCUGAUUACUCGGCAUAUUUGAAUGACUUCCUUCAAAGUGCAUAUCCAGUCUCUAGGUACAAAUGGUUUUGCUUCGCCUACAAAGGGCCUAUAAAAGAGCAAGUGAGCUUUCGAGUGAAAUACCGAGAUAGUGAUAAUGAAGAGAGAUACUCGACACGCUUGUACAGCUUCAUUAGAAGCUCCGCGCAUCUCUCUAUCUGGGGAUUUUCAUGUAUAGAUGUCUGGUCAAAGAUCAACGAGGACUUUGGAGAUCAGGCAAUGAGUGUCGAAAUGUACAGAAUUGAAAUCAGCCGCCUUGAUGGAUCUGACGAAGAUGUGUUCGUGGAUAAUGUGUGGAUUGGUAAAAAUCAACUAUUAGUGAGACCGGUGAGCAGUGGUGCCAUGCCCAAUGGUUUUAUCAUCAAGGACUACAAAAUAGAGAAGACUACAGAGACGAACUGGACUAUCUCCCUCCUCCCCGCAAAUUGCGGCUCCCCUAUGCCGCUCUUUUCCGUCGUAGAGCACACCGGGAAUGAGAACGGUAGCCCUGAUGAUGUCACCUAUACUACGCCGGGCCUCAACUCCAGUGUCCGAGUAAGAAGGGUCCAAGAAGCCUCACCUCCAAUCGAAGGAAUGUUUGACAUCGAGUAUAGAGGAAAUGUUAUUAAGGACAUUCCAGUCAACAUAACUGCAAUGCGACUCCAAGAUCUUCUGGAGCAGGAGUUUGAGGAAGGUAUAAUUGAAGUUGAACGAUCUGGGCACUGUGCAGAAUUUGAAUGGACUUUCACAUGGAAGAGUCACGGAGGUAAUCAUCCAGAAGUCAAGGUCAACGACAGCAAACUCACUGGUGUGCAAGUCACCACAACAGUGACUACCAUUCAAGAUGGCGGCUUAUUUAUGGAUCCAAUCCCUGGUGAAUUCUUACGAGUGCCGUCGAACCAAACUCAGGUUGUGGUCGUGGUGAACGAAAUCACAGGAUCGUGUUCGGGCAACAACUGCACUUUUGAGUAUUCCGCAGACCAAACGCCGACGCUGACGUCCAUAUCACCGGACUCUGGUCCCGGCGGCCCCGAUGGCACUGGGACAGAAAUCACUUUGGGUGGCACAGGAUUCUCCUCUAACAAUGACGACAAUAUUGUAACGAUAGGUGGCUCCACCUGUGUCAUCAUCAGCAGCAGUACUGGCAGCAUAACCUGUCGAGCAGACUAUGGACCCGGUGGAAAACACUUAGUUGAGGUCCUAGUCAAAGGCAAAGGUCUUGCAGACAACACUCAGCUACUUAACUUUACCUACGUCAUUAGUGCUACGGCAGUUAAUCCGGCCAGUGGCAGUAAAGCCGGUGGACAGUUGAUCACCAUUUCUGGCAGUGGCUUCGGAUAUAAGAAAGAAAAUGCGUCAGUAUCGCUUGACGGUUCCCCUUGUGAUAUUCUUACCAUCACAAUGUCCCAGAUCACAUGUAGAACCUCUGCACAUUCAGCGGGAAUAGUUUCUGUAGACAUUUCAGUCGAUGACAGUUCUGUCACUGUUUCAGAUGCAUUUGAAUACGACUCGUCUCUCACCAUUGACGUCACCAGCGUAAGCCCGCUUCAAGGCAGUGUCAGCGGAGGAGAGAUAAUUACCAUUUCUGGUACCGGUUUUUUGAACGAGACCAGCGUGCAAGUAGGAGAUCAAAAUUGCGUGAUUCAGUCCCGUAUUGGGGUAGAAAUCACUUGCCUUGUUCCACCUCAUGCUCCAGGAAAGUUUGCUAUUCGGCUUUUCACAUCAGGAAAAGGUUUUGCGUCGAUCCCUACUGCAUACAGCACUUACGAAUACCUACUCGAGGUCCAUUCUAUUUUCCCUCUGAUUGGCUCGGUUGCAGGCGGAACACACGUUACUAUAACCGGAAGGGGCUUUGGGUCUAACGUGUCACGUGCUGUCGUUACUGUACAAGGCAGACCAUGUCGAGUCAUGUCAUGUAAUGAUACGCAUGUUGUAUGUAAAACAACGAAUAUUUUUCAAACUGCGGAAGUCGACAACAGUGGACGUCAUCCGGAGUUUGGACUUGGAUAUGAAUGGUCACCGAAACACGUGACUUGUUACCAAGGCGACACGGUGAAGUGGAGUUGGGCCGGUCAGGAACUUUCCAAGGCUGUAUUCAACGUCUUUCAAACGAGAGAUUCUUCCUCAGUUCAGUACGAUGGGUCAGGUUUUCAUAGCAAUGCUCUCUCCAAGACUGGAAGUUUCAGUCAUAGGUUCUUGGACACAGGAGUGUACUUCUAUGCCGGAAGCGGAUCUGUCACUAUGAAAGGCAUUGUCAAAGUUCUGUCAUUCAGAACUCAGAGCGGACCAAUAAAAUUCGUACUUGAUGGUUUUGAAGCAAUGUAUAAUUUAACCUCAUCUUCAGUCCCCUCUACGACAUGCGAGUCUGGUAGGACAGAUAGUUUUCCAGAGUGCAAUUCCUCUCAGGCAGCUCAGAACCCUGGAGACGAUGGCUAUUACUUUACUUACUCAGAAUGUAACACGCCCAAGGUGUCCUCGGUGACGCCCUCCAAUGGCACGAGCAACACGAUAAUAACAAUAAAUGGCCGUGGUUUUAGCAACGACUCGUGCCACAACAAAGUAAAGUUUGGCUCUCAUGUCUGUGAUGUGAUUUCAUCUAGCGAGACAGAGAUCACUUGCAAACUAAACACAGCGAGUUUUCCCGUUGCUGGUGUACCACUCGAUGUAUCUGUUAGGGUACUAAACCGCGGCUACGCUUUUGUCCGGGCAGAUGUAGGUGAAGCAACUCACUUUGUGUUGAAGCCGACCGUUACGGCCCUCUCACCAAAGACCGGGUCUCAAGCGGGAGGCACACAGCUCACGAUAACAGGCGAUGGAUUUAGUAACACUAACAAUAACAAUAUUGUUCUUAUAGGCUCAACAGAAUGUUAUGUUAUGACUGCAUCAUUUGAUAAAAUAGUCUGUACGACCCGAGCAAGUACUGAAGAAGCACAACUAGUCUCAGUGACAAACAAUGGUGAGACAAGCGUGUGCGUUGCCGCUGACCUUACGGACUGCAAGUACACGUUUCAAGCUGAUAGAACACCAGUAGUAACUAUGGCGACUCCUGCUAAAAUAAUCAGCCCAGGGACAGAAUUUCGCUUCCAGAUGUCACAGCCUCCGUCUAGAGCUCUAGACGUGACGGUAACAAUAGGAUAUGAAGAUUGUGGUGUAACAGAAGUCGCGUCACAACUAGUUAAGUGUGUUCUUCCCGGAAUCGUCUUUGGAAAUCACACAGUGACUCUUCAUGAAUCCGGAAAAGGAUUCGCCCAGUUCAAUGGUGCUCAAGACUUAAUUGUAAGUGAGGCGAUCGUGUCAAGUGUUACCCCGACACAAAGUAGCCAAAAUGGAGGCCUAACCAUCACGAUAACAGGAAAUGGGUUUAAUCCGACACCAGGUAGAACUAGCGUCGCCAUUGGAGGAGAAAUAUGCGAGAUAGUCACGGUAACGUAUGGGGAAAUCCAGUGCGUGACACCACCUCAUUCUUCCAGUAACGCAGUAACCCUUCAAGUCACCGUCGAGUCUGAAGGCACCUCACUGGAUUUUCCGCCAAAAGACAUUGCAUAUACUGGGGACGCUACCCCUGUACUGAUUUCCCUUUCAACAUCCACUGGGAAAGGUGGGGAUAUCUUGACCAUCUACGGGAGUGGCCUGGAUGCCUCGCCCCCUGGCAGCGCGGUCCGAGUUCACAUUGGAGAUGUACCAUGCGCAGUGAUUAGCUCGGAAGAAGGAAGUGUAGAGUGUACGCUGGCAGCUCACGCUGCUGGCUCAUACGAUGUCGACGUGCUGGUUCCGGGAAAAGGACGAGCGUCAUCUGGGCUUUCCUUCACGUACAGUCUACAUUUAGCGAGUGUCACCCCUAAUGAAAGCGGCUACGGAGGUGGACGAGUUCUUGUUUUCCAAGGUUAUGGCUUUGAUCCAUCUGCACAAGUAAGAAUCUGUGGGAACGUGUGUAUUCUUUCUCCGACCCACGUCACGACAACCACGGAAUUGGCCUGCGAAGCACCAAGUCAUGUUUUGGACGUUACUGAUACAAUAUGCAACAUAAAAAUGGCUUUGAACGAUUUAAGUUCGAACAUUGGCAUGGGAUUUACUUACAAAGUGGCAUUGACCUCCCAAAUAGCUUCUGUCACUCCACCCCGUGGAGGAACAGGUGGAGGAACCACGCUCACAAUACAAGGCUCAGGAUUCAGUAAUACCCAAAGCGAUAAUGUUGUCACCAUAGAUGGCACUGAAUGCACGGUUACUUUCGCAAAUUCCACAGUCAUCCUUUGCAAAACUGGACCUCAUAGCAAGACCAUUGAGACUAAAGUUCGAGUGGAGGUUGGAAACAAUGGGAAGGCAAUAGAUGAAGCAGCAUAUUUCUUCUACGUCGACGUAUGGUCAUCGCAAUUUACAUGGGGCUACAAUAACCCCCCUGAAGCAGGUACUUUCGUGACAAUAAAGAAGGGACAGACGAUUAUGUUAGAUCAAGACACACCGGUUCUAAAAUUUCUUCUGAUACAAGGAGGUGCACUAAUAUUUGACAUGGAAAAGCCUUCUCUUCACUUGCAAGCAGAAAACAUACUUAUCACCGAUGGUGGAUGCCUCCAAGUAGGUACUGAAGACGACCCAUUUCCGGGCCAGGCACUUAUCACUCUGCACGGCCAUGUUCGUUCAAGAGAGAUGCCUGUGUUUGGCACCAAGACCAUUGCGCUACGCGAAGGAAAGCUUGAUCUUCAUGGGCUACAUGUCCCGAUCACGUGGACACAUCUAAGCUCCACGGCGGAGGUUGGCGCAACCCGACUUCAUCUUGUCAAACAGGUAACAUGGAAACCAGGUGAUCAGAUCAUUCUAGCACCAACUGGAAAAUCGCAGCGCGAGUUUGAAGAGCUUACCAUCACAGCCGUUCUCAACGAUAACUACACCUUGGAAGUUUCGCCACCGCUGAAGUACAAACACAUUUCUAUCGUCCAGACGUUCGAUAAUAUUCAUGUAGUGGAGACGCGUGCAGAGGUGGGUUUACUGACGCGAAACGUGAGGGUUCGAGGCUCAGUACACUCCGCAUGGACAGAACAAAUCGAAGCUUGCGAAGACGAAUUUAGACCAGGACAGUUUCAGACCCAGACAUGCUUCCAAGGAAAAUUUGGCGAAGAAGUUGGAAGCGAUGAAUUUGGUGUACAGAUCAUGAUUCAUGCUCCAGAGGAAAGUAAGAACUUGGUGACAGCCAGGUUUAGUUACGCAGAAAUCUCACAUGCAGGACAAGCAUUCCGUCUUGGUCGCUAUCCGAUACAUUUUCAUCUCAGUGGCGACGUCUCAGGUUCAUAUGUUCGCGGCUGCGCAAUACAUCACAGCUUCAACCGUGCCAUUACAAUGCAUGGCAUUCACAACCUUCAUGUUAGCCAUAAUGUUGUAUUUAAUGUCCGCGGGAAUUGCUUCUUCAUGGAAGACGGCAUAGAAACUGGUAACGUGGUCGAAUACAAUUUGGGUAUAUUUGUUAUUGCCUCCACAUCUGCUUUGAAUGUCGACAUAACUCCAGCAACUUACUGGGUAACGAAUGCCAACAACACCGUUCGUCAUAAUGCAGCCGCAGGAGGAAGCCAUUUUGGUUUUUGGUAUCAGAUGUUUGAGCAUCCAGACGGCCCGUCUUUUAGACCAGAUUACUGUCCGAGAAAUGUCUUCAUGCUCGAGUUUUUUAACAACUCUGCUCAUUCGUUUGGACGCUAUGGGUUGUGGAUUUUUCCGGUUUAUCAUCCCAUGGAAGGAGGAGGCUGUAAAUCAAUUAUUGUCAAGCCUGCUGUGUUUGGCUCUUUUAUAGCCUACAACAACAUGCGUGGAGCAGAAGCCGUCAAAGUAGGAGCCGUUCAAAUGCACGAUUUUAAAAUGCUCGAUAAUGAUAUCGCUGGUAUUGAAUACGUAUUCGUCGAUGUCGCCGAUGCUCCGAGAGGGGGUCCCAAGAUUAAAAAUGCACUUAUCGUCGGUCAUAGCCAAGUGAGUGAAGGACUGGAAUUAAAAAUACGCAGCAACACACAUUGUACAACGUCAGGCUUAAAAUUACCACAGUUCUCCAAACUUGUUGUUGAUAACGUCACCUUCGUGAACUUCGACCGAGAAGGCUGUACUUGUUACAGCCUUUGCGCUCAGUGUGAAGAAUUUAAGAGGAAAGGCGGAUGGAGUACAUACGCGAUGAAAAAUCGUUUUGUGAACUCCCCACGCCGAAGUUCUUUCCGCUGGAGUCAUGAAUCGGUCAUAGUCGAUGUAGAUGGCACUCUGACUGGUUAUCCAAACGGAAGCGUCGUGCCACUAAACGCGAAUCUGCCACCAGGCCAUUGUUUCUAUUCUCCCCAGGAUAGCUACGGUCCUCACAAUGGAAGUGUCUGCGACUCUACCGUGAAAUUCAGGAGAUUUGCUUUUAAUAAGGCUGCACCAGAAUCUCUAAUGAGCAAAAACGUGUUGUUGGAAAACAGACAUGGGAUGGACGUGGUGCCUUUCUGUAUUAAGUGCACGACACAUCCUCAAGGCUGGGUCACGCUUUUGAUACUUGGCGAAGAAUACAACAUCACUUUUGAGAACGCUUGGCAGAUAACAAACAUCACCUACAGCGGUAUGUUCUACGAUAUGGAAGAAAAUGACAAUAUUUGGAUAAAGCACCGGUUGGUGCAAACGCCUGAUCAUUUCACUACUACUGGAGUUCAUCAAAACAAAACAGACAUCACUCCGCCGGCGAACUCUCAACACGGGAGCUGGAGCUUUGUAAACGAGACCAAGGUGUUCACAUACAUUGCGUCAGGUAAGAAUAGUUCUCGUACACCAAAUGGCAACAUACUGCCCCGAGAUAUCACUGUGCGAGUUUAUCGUUGUUUUUAUGAGGAAUGUAUAGUACCGGUACCACCCCCUCCCCCUAAAGGAAGACCUGAAGAAGUCCGGCUUUGGUCCAAUGUAGAUGACUGGGAGGGCACUGAACCCAUGUAUGGCGGUUAUGGACGAAGGCUGCCGACCAACGGGAGUGACGUUAUGAUACAGUCUGACUGGUAUAUGGUGGCAGACAUAGAAUUGCCAUAUCUGAACCAACUGCUGAUAUAUGGAACACUUGAGAUAGAUGACAGACCUGGUAUGGUCCUAAAUGCGUCUAUUAUCUUUGUUACCGGAGGAUUGAUCGUAGGAUGGCCGGACCAGCCCUUUCUGUCGAAUUUCAUGAUCAGCCUCCAAGGCAACGUGUACAGUGAGGACCUUCCUUUGCGGGAUGUUAAUGUUGGAAGCAAGGCCCUUGCCGUAUUUGGAUUCUUGUGGAUGCACGGGCGGCCAAAAAGAGUGUAUUGGACUGAUUUGGCGGUUACUGCUGAAGCUGGAGAUCGUUCGGUGAUACUAUCCGAGUCCGUCGACUGGAUUGUUGGCGAUGAAAUUGUUAUUACCUCAACUACAGUUGAGCCACAGCAAACAGAGAAGUUCAUUAUAAAAGCCAUCUCACAGAACGGCAGAAAUUUGACUCUGGACAAAGCUCUCCAGUAUAAACACAUUGCCGAGACCCACACGGCGGGUAACUGGACUUAUACCUUAGCAGCAGAAGUGGGACUACUGACCAGAAAUCUCUUAGUGGAGGGAGCAAACAACCCAGCUGAUGCUUGGGACCAGUCGUUUGGAUGCAGAGUUCUGAUUGGCCGAACGGCAAUUGAAGGAAUAGAUUAUCGGGGCAGUGCCAGGAUUGAAAAUGUCGAGUUUAAACGCUGUGGACAGGAAGGCUGGGUUGAUGAUUACGAUCCCAGAUUUGCUUUAGCAUUUCUCAAUACCGGCGACGUGGAAGGGAAUACCUCAUAUGUUAGUGGGAAUUCAUUUCACGAUGGUUUCAACACUGGUAUCGGUGUGUUCAGGACCAAUAACUUGACAAUUAAGGACAAUAUUGUCCACCACACAGUCGGCCCUUCGAUAAGAGUAAUCGGCAAGUUUGUCAGUUUACUACGAAAUCUGGCAGUUUAUUCUCUCUCAAUACACACGUACAACGGAAGAAAGGAUAAAUCAAACCUGCAAUGGCCAGGAGCAAUAGAGGUAGACCAAGCCAAAGACGUCAUCUUGAUCAACAACACAGUGGCUGGGAGUGAACGGUUUGGAUUUAAAAUUAGUGGUGAGAAGUGUUCGGAUGGUCCAGGAAUAUCUGUGGGGAACGAAGUACACGGUGCCUGGCAUGGAAUGCAUUUGCCUUACGAAAUAGAAAUUGAGGGGUGUUCCAUGCUUUCUGGUUACAUGACUUGGAGAAAUUUCGACUAUGGUAUCUUCCUUUACGGUGAGCCCAGUGUUAUAAUAGACAACGUCAUUUCCGUGGAGAACACGGUGGGUAUGUUUCCUAAUGUGUGGGGUCCGCAUGCUCUGUCGCACCCGACUGCUGAUAAGUACGUUAUUGUGAGGAACACACUCAUCGUGGGCACGAGUCCUGGUUACGACUGUGCGCAUGACAGCAUCGUACCAUACGCCAGGCAACCAUAUGGCGGGAUUGGAGCUAAAAAGGCACCAGGAGGCGGAAAAAUUGGAAUAACUACGUCGCAAUUUAGUUCAGCCCCUGCACGUGGACCGAUUAUGACGUGGGAAAGCCCUCAUGAUUAUUCAGCCGUCAAUGGCUAUACUCUGUAUCACGAGGUGACCUUCUUCGGUUUUCAAGAGACUUGCGGGAAGAGACAUCGAGCGAUCAUGUCAAACGAGUGGGCUGGAGACAUUAUACAUCCCAUGGAUGUGCGAGGAUUACAUUUUAUAUCAGUUGACGAAGAAUCCAAGCUGCUACUAAACGAGCCAACACUUCGGUGGGUCAACCCAUCCGAUUGCGUGGAUAUGGACUGUGACGCCAGGAGGCAAAUCCUUAUCCGAGAUCUUGAUGGUUCUUUCACAGGCGCUGUUGGGGGUUCGGUAAUCUCUAAGGCCGAGUACGAAUGGGACGGAGAUAAGAGAUACGGACUAGGUGAUUACCGCGUUCCGAAACCUGCUACGACGUUGCCCGAUGGCACUAGACUUGAUAUGUCAGCCGUUGCUGCAAAUAAAGGAAUUGUUCGGGGCACACGUGAUCAUAACAUGUGCUCGUGGUAUGGUGACUGGAAUGCAUACAAGUGCAGUGACAUUGACUACAGGAUGUUAGUUAUUGAAAGUCUAGAUCCUGAUACGGAGACCAGACGAUUGUCACCAGUGGCGCUGAUCGCAAAUGGUUAUGUCAACCUUCUUAAUGGCCCUAUGGAUCACGGUUGGUGCUUGGGAUACACUUGCCAAGAAAGGAUUUCGACAUUUUACGGGAUAGUGGCGACUGGAACAAAUUACUCUCUGUACUUUACCAGUAAUGAGCCCCAGAAACUCAGGCUUCACCUUUUAAACAGUGAUUCCUCAGCUGCAGUCCGUGUUGGUAUAUUCUAUCAGAGACCUCAGAGACAGGAUGUGUACAGGGAAGGAAGAUUUAUAAAUCCAACAAACGCAAGGCUCCAAGGAUCAGAAUUCACUUUAAUUGACAAGCCCGCAAAUGCUCCUAAUGACUACUUUGAACCACCGCUGACCAGUAUUAGUGGUGCUAACUAUUAUGAUCGUGAACUUGCCACUUUAUUUGUCGUUUUGCGCGGUUCCGAACCGGUGGACAUCAAUGUUAUGCCUGUCGUCAAGGUACAAAUUGGAAUGAAGGCUGUCUCCAUUGAUGACUUUUUCAAAGUGAACUUGGUGAAUAACCUAGCUGAUCUGUUGGGUAUUGACAAAUCUCUCAUACGAGUGGUGAACAUUGUAAGCGCUGACGGCAACAGUCGGCGACGACGGCGAUCCGCUGGUGACAUUUCCGUGGAAAUUGAGAUCGCCGAUCCUCCUACGGCUUCAAAUACUUCAUCCUCAUCAAACUACACGGGAAUUAACAAGACUACAUCCUAUGAUGAGCUUAAAGAGAUUGGAGACUCAGUAGUGGAGAACGUACAGACUGGGCAGCUUGCACGGCAACUGAACACUGAAAUCGUGUCGCUGGAUAUAACAGAUCCAGUCCCUGAGCCUGUUGACCCGACCGGAGGCGUUCGUGCUACCAAUGAGACUUAUCAACAAAAUAUAACGGGAAACUCCACACUUCGGUAUGACGAGGUCCAAGCUGAGAAGGAGGCAGAAGAAGCAAGUAACGUGUUUAGCUUCCUUAUUCCUUCUAGAUUAGAGGUAAUGACUGAGCCAAGCGGUGGGAACGAGACUGUACCGUUCACUUCACAGCCCAAACUCAAACUUGUCGACGUUGAUGGAAAGUUAGUGACAACCUUAGGGCAUGGUUCCCUAAGCAACUGGACUGUCAUGGCAACCAUACAGAAUGGCACCGGAGACUCCAUGGCGGUGUUAGAUGGAAAUGUGACUGUGACACUAGUUAAUGGAUGGGCGAAUUUUACCGAUUUAAGUAUCACUCACAACGGUUCUGACUACAAAUUAUUCUUCUAUGUCAACAAACCAGCAGCCUCUCACUUCAACGCUACCUCCCAGUCGUUUGAAGUCAAGGAGAGAAUCCUGUACUUUACUAUAACCACUCAACCCGACGACGCGAACGAAACAGUCAGUUUCGGACAACAACCCAGAAUUGAAGUUCGAGAUUCAGCAAACGAUAAAAUUGUGGACAACACAGGCUGGAAACGACGUCGUUGGUUGUUCACUGCCUCACUGGCUAAUCCAACAGAUAAUGAUGGGCAUCUAAAUGGUACAACUGAAGUAGAGUUUGUCCAGGGUGUAGCUUUGUUUUCAAACCUCAGCAUCGACCUCUCUGGAGAAAACUACAUCCUAGCACUUAAGGCCAAAACUGAUCCAGCCUCAAGCUAUACCUUUUCUGGUAAUUCCUCGGCAUUUAAUGUGUCUGAAAGAGUGCUUUAUCUCAAACUGGUCCAACAACCUAGUGACUGUAAUGACACAGUGAUCUGUGGCAGUCAGCCGAUUAUAGAGAUAAGGAAUGCGUUUCCAGACUCGCUGGUGGAUAACAUCGGUUGGAGAGGGAGAACUUGGUCGAUAAAUGCCACAAUGGUCGGUGCUGAUAACUCUGUGGUCAACGGUACCACAUUAUUUCCAGUUGAAACCACAGGGCGCGUAGAGUUUCAAGAUUUGAGUUUCUUCGACACAGCUCAAGAAAGUCAAAUGAAAUUCUCUGUCAUCACAGAACCAGCCUCAUCUUACUCAGGCCUGUCCGUAACCUCACAAACUUUCAACGUAAGCGCGCGGAAAUUCUACUUAGAAGUCAUCACACAGCCCGACAAAGCUAACCAAUCAGAAAUCUUUGGAGUUCCCCCAGUGGUGGAAGUACGCGACCUUGGAACACGCGCGCGUGGACACCCGCUGAAAGGUGACUGGUCCAUUUCUGCGUCACUCAAACCAUCGGCUUCGAAUGGAACAUUAAGUGGAGUAGUAAACGUUACAGUGGAAAAAGAAAGAGCAGAGUUUAACAAUUUGUCUGUUUCUUUAUAUGGCAUUGGAUAUAAGCUAAUAUUCGAGUCCAACCAAGGCCAUAUGGUUCUCUCACAGCCCUUCGAAGUUCUUUAUGUCAACGACUAUUCACCCGUAUUUGACCCCGCUAGCGGUUCUUACGAUGCAUCUAUCUCAGAGGACGUUUCUAUUGGCACCACCGUUACCACGGUUACCGCAACUGAUCAAGAUUCUGGUUCUCAAGGAGAUGUUUCGUUCUCUUUGGUGGCCGGGAACACUGGGAACAAAUUUUCCAUUAACAGCACGACGGGAGUUAUCACAACUAUCGGAGAGCUUGACCGCGAAACUACUACCGUUUUUACGCUCACUGUGCGAGCUUCCGACGGUGCCGUUCCUGAGAAGGUGCGGUCCACAGACGGACAGGUAGUAGUUACCGUCUCUGACAUCAAUGACAAUGCUCCCUCAUUCAACAACCCAUCAGUUACCUCUUCUAUCCAAGAGAAUGCAGCUAUCGGUGACGUCGUGAUCACACUCAAUGCUAACGAUCCUGAUGAAGGCUUAAACAGUAAAGUCCUUUAUUCCAUAAUAGACGGGAAUGAAGCAGGAAUAUUCACCAUCAACAGCACUUCAGGAGAGGUGAAAGUAAAUGCUUCGGUGGACUUGGAUCAAGAACCGACUCCUGAUUUCAAUCAUUCUUUAGUUGUUCUUGCUCAAGACAUGGGAACGCCAAGUAUGAACACAAACGUCACACUCAAUAUCAGCAUCACGCCUGUUAAUGAGUUCACGCCACAGCUUCAACAUAACUCCUCGUUUAACUUCAGUUUUGCCGAAAAUGUGCCUGUUGGGGAUGGAGUUUUUGUGUUUGAUGUUAACGCUACAGAUCAGGACUAUGGGGAGCAGGGACGGGUGACUUUUGCCUUUAGCUCAGGUAACGACGAAGGGAAGUUUUCCCUCAAUGCAUCAACUGGAGAACUGACGCUUGCAUCCUCACUCGAUUACGAAACGUCCCCAUCUUACACUCUGAGAAUCCACGCGCGUGAUAACGACCAAGCGGGAAACGUGAAGUAUGCGUUUUUUACCGUGUACGUGAGUGUGUUGGACUUGAACGAUAACGCACCCACAUUUUCUCAGUCUCGGUAUGAAGUGAAUGUUGACGAGGACACAGCUGUUGGAUUAGAAGUUUUUACAUUCCUUGCUUCGGAUCCCGAUGGUGGUUUGAAUGGUCUUGUGUCGUAUUCAAUCUUACUCAGGAACUCAUCAGAGUUUAGCGAUGGGUUAUGGAGUUUAAACUCUUCCACUGGAAAGCUCACAUUAAACGCCUCACUCGAUAUGGAUAACAGGAAGUUUUCAACGUGGACGCACACUCUGGUUGUUAGAGCACAGGAUGCUGGGACGCCGUUGCUAUCCUCAAACACUACACUCAUCAUACACGUGAUUCUCAAGAACGAAUUCGCGCCAAGUUUUGUAUCUUCUGAUGUGUCAAUCAUAGUUGAUGAGGACAUUGCAAAAGGAAGCGUUAUUUACGAUGCAAAUGCUACCGAUGCGGAUUUUGGCGCAGACGGAGAAAUAGUUUACAGUAUUACUGACGGCAACAACGAUCUAAGAUUCAUGAUAGAUGCUGCAAGUGGUAUCAUAACCAACGAUGCCGCCUUAGAUCGAGAGGUUCAGCCUACAUAUGAUCUUGUUGUUACAGCGAGAGACCAAGCAACAAGCAGCCGCAAAUCUGGAACGACCACUGUUCACAUUAGCUUGAAGGAUGUUAAUGACAACACUCCUACCUUCGUUAAAAACUUUUACUCUAAGCUUGUCGACGAGACUGUUACCACUGGGGGGGAAAUCAUCACAGUUGAGGCAAAUGAUCCUGAUUCAGGAUCCAAUAGUGACCUCACCUAUUCUAUUACGAGCGGCAACGACCGAGGAUUCUUCAGCAUCGAGUCCAAACAAGGCAUCGUCCGAGCCGCCAAGGACCUAGAUCUAGAGACUCAAAACCAUACCGCAGACCGAACCUAUCAACUGGUUAUAUUUGUUGAGGACGGAGGAACACCUGUCCCACGUAACAGCUCAGUAUCUUUGAUCAUCACUGUACAGAACGUGAAUGACUUCACACCGGUCCUGGAGCAUGCUGAUAACCAAAUAGUAGAUCUAAGCGAAAACACCAGCAUAGCUUUGGUUAUCUUUGAUGUGAAUGCAACUGACGGUGAUUACGGUGAAGAUGGUGUUCUGACUUACUCCUUGACUGCUGGUAACAGUUUUGGAACAUUCGAUAUUGACAACGUCACCGGUGUCAUCACGUUAGCAAAAGAGUUGGAUUUUGAAACAGUUAGUGAGCACAACUUGGAAGUCACUGUGAGUGACAGCAGUCUAGACCCUGGGAAAAGGAAGAAAAUCACUGCCCACGUGAGGGUGCGAGUCAUUAACAUCGAUGACAGCGGGAUGUACACUGCUAAAGCUCGAAUGAUACAUGCAUUUAUCGCCUCUCCAUUGAAUCCCGCUGGUUUGGCUGGCGUUCCCUACAGAUCUGCCUUUGAGGUGCUUUUAGCAUUUGAGAAUGGAACAGAGAUAGACAUCACUUCAGAAGGGGACCGUUAUACGGUUGACGACUCUUCGAAAUCCAAUGGUCUCUUCAGCGCUACUACUAAUGGCGGACUUUUCAUCGUCGCAAACGACCGAAGUUUGUUCGGAACAGGCAAACUAAUCGUACAUGUCACGAAUGUCAAUUCUGUUGAAGUCAAUGUUACUGUGGUGGGCAGUAAUAACCUUACUGUCAGUGCUGUGCCUUAUCCUGAAACUCCCGGCGCAUCAAAGGUCACAGAACUAAAACAGGUUAUCUCCGGACAUUAUCAGCGGGUGUUACUCAAAGUUCUUGUCGCCUUGACAAAUGGACAAGUCGUUGAUGUUUCUAGUAAUCAUAACACUACUUUUACGUUUAAAAACGCUCAGCAAAUAGGAGGUAAAUAUGAAUUUGGACCCUCUCCGAACAAUUUGUUUUCGAUCGAAGGAAAUGGUUUGAGCGGAGAAGUCUUGUUGCAAGCAGAGUUCGCGCGCAGUCAUGCUGCAGUUCUUAACUUGCCCUUGUCUUCGAAGGUCUUUAAGCCGGUAAACAUCGUCCGGUUUGGCUUGGAAAAUGUUAAUAUGACUCUUAGUGGUUUUUCUAUAGAAAAAACUACCUCGGCGUUUGCUGAAUUGUUAAUGGAUGAUGGAUCGAGCUAUUUAAUCAACAACUUCACAAGUUACAGUGGCUUGCUAUCGUUUUCCUCAAGCAACCCUGGUUCAGCAAAAAUCGAUGCACUAUCUGGCGUGGUGACCUUGGUCGCAGACAGCAGUAGUCGUGUCACUAUUACGGCCAGCCUCAUUGUAAAUGCGAGUGUCACAGCAGAAUUUGCCUUUUAUUGCAACCUGGAGCCAAAGGUCGGUGAAGUUGAUAUCGGAGAGAGGGAGGGCCCACCCAUCCCGAUGCUUGAUAAAGACGACACAUGGAAAAUGCCCAUCAGAGUAAACCCUGGCUCUAUGGGAAUCUUGGCAGUACAGGUAGAGAUUCAGUUCGACUCGGAUGACUUACAGCUUGAAAGAGCUUUCACUUCUUUACCGUAUGAUGUGGCUGGAAACGUGGUGACCAUAUUUGGACCAGUAGCAGCAUCAGAAGCUUUCUCGGAAAGUGUUGGCGAGCUUUCCUUCACUUCCAAGAAAAAGGGGGUCCCUGAGGUUAUGGUUCAAGCUUUCAGAACAGUCAAUAAGGAACUUUCGGCGGUGCCAAGUAAAAACGUGACAGUGUCUUCUUGUUCGAAUAAGAUAUCGGGUGACGUAGAUGUGGACUGUACGUUUGACAUUGUUGACGUCGCUUUCAUCAGUGCCUACAUCACUGCCUCUUCGAAAUCUCGGUUCACUGACGAGAUGAGGAAACGUAUGGAUGUUGACUGGAACGAAGUCAUCGAGGUUAACGACGCGAUUUUCUUGUCGCUAAUUUAUCUGAAAAGCGCCAAAUUUGUGACUGAGCUGACAUACCAAGUACCUGACCACAACAGGGAGUCUUCUGAUCGAUGUGGCUUAGAAUUCUCUCUGAAGCUAGCUAACAAGGAUGGAUCACCAGUUACAAACAUGCAAACGGAAGUAUAUUUUGUCUUCUCGCAUCAGGGUGCAGACGUUGGUGCGCAACUUGCACGUACAACUUUUUCCUCAGGAACUCCGCAAGCUUUAGACGGUGCUUCGUCCGUAGUUGGCUUAAUAAAAGCUAGUUUUGCCAACGAGAAGUUUAUUAUUGCAACUGCCAACUCCGAACUGGAGGCUACCGACGUGGGUGUGACUAUCCUGCAAGAGACACCUAUCGACGGAACAAAACAUGUCGUUGCGAUGUUCUCCUCCUCUAAUCCUGUCUCCAAAUUGGAUGCCAUUACCUGGGCUGAAAAUCAGGCGAUCUUUGCACCACAACGUAAAUUGCAACUAUCCGAGUCAACUAAAACUUGCAAUGAAAACGAUGACGAUCCGCUCGUUACGGUAACUGUGGAACUUACCUUCGACGGUGAUUACGAUCAGGUAAUCGGAAGCAAGGAGGAGCAGUUUCAAGCUUACUGCGAGAACCAGCUAUCUAAGAUCUACCCCGAUGCGACUUUCUCUGACUGCCGUGUCCGAAAGGGUAGCAUCAUAGCCACGUUUAACAUGACUUUGCGCAAAUCGAAGAAACAAGCGACGAUAGACAACCUUUGGGACGACGUGAAAGAGGGGCUGAAAUUCGAAUUUAAUGGUGCAACUCUUACAACACGACCGAUCAUGAGGGUGGAUGAUGAACAAAUGAAAGUAGUGGAUACUCCUAAAGACGAAGACGGCAUGGCGUUAUAUAUCAUCAUUAUUGCUUGUGUUGCAGGGUUUUUAGUAAUUUUCAUAGUUGUCAUAGUAAUUUACUGUCGGUGCCGGAAAGGUAGAGCGAUCAAAGUUAAUCCAACGCCACCAGAAACUCCGGACAUAUUCAUCGACAGUGGAAAAGAUUCUGAAGAAAAAGAAUCUAAAGCUUUUGGAGUGGAAGCCAAGUAUCUUAAACCCAGUGGUAGUGCGACCUGGUCUGUGCACAGCUCUACAGAGUCGACACGAAGCGAUGAUAAAAGAAAAUGUAUGCCUCCAGUUGCUUUUGCAGAAACUAUAGAACCAGCUUUUGAAGAGGUAGAAGAACCACUGCCAAGUUCUGAGAGUCCAAAGCUGACAUUGAAAGAUGACGCUGAUCGUCCAAAACCAAUUCUUGCAUUUUCUGCCGUCCCGUCCAAACAAGGAACACCCAGAACUACUCCAAAUAUUAGCAGGAAAUCUUCACCGGUCCACAGUUCCAAAGGCAGUCUUCGGACGAGUGAGGAUACGGACACUUCUCCAGUUCCUCCCACUUCUCCUGAACUUUCGUCAUCAACUACAAGCUCUCGGACUGAACUCCAAUCCCCUGUUAAAUCGUUGCCAGCUUUGGAAGAAACUGUGGUCAUGGGGGAUGUACUUGAUGACGAUGAUGAUGAUGACUUUGAUGAGAGUUUGAGAAAAGAGGCAUUCCUACGUAGGCGAACGUCAUCCUUCGGGGACAACAUUGACCUGCUCAAUAUGCCGGGUUUCCUGGUGGUCACAAACCAAGUGGUAAAGCGACGCAAAAUGCAAAUAAAGGUGAUUCGACCCAACGCAGAGAUGGGGAUCCUGGCGCACGUGGCAGGGAUAGUGAAUGCCAAGAAAGGAGGAACAUUGGCAGAAUUAAGGGAGGAUAUCAAUCACUCGUUGCCAGGUUACCUUGGCUCAGUGAGAUAUCUGUUUAUUUCGCGAAAAAUGAAAAUCAUUGACCCUCGAACAGAGACACAGCUGGUGCUGUCCGCGCUUUAUAAGAAGACUGUGUAUGUCAAAGUGUUCCACGGCGCAGAGAGCUGCGAGUAUUUCUGCUUGUGCGGUAAACCAGCUCAAGUGUGGUGCAAAAAGUGUAACACACAGGGGUACUGUGGGGAUGUUUGUAAGGAGCAGGAUGAAGAACAGCACUCUUCGAUUUGUACCAAGAGCAAGGCCAGGGCCAUGGAAAAUGCGAGGACAAGAAGAGUGUCUAAGAUUUCAAAGAAGUGAUAAUCUUCUAAUGCAGUGUUUUAAUCUCGUGUGAUAUAUCUCACCUCAAGGUCUAAAACAAAGCGAGAACGUUUACAGGUAAAUAUGUCACACGAUGUAGAAGCGAAAAAAAAACACGUUUUGAGAAAAUUUCUGUUACAAAUAUUUGGCUUUUUUUAAUAAUUUCUUUCAUACGUUUUUUUUAAUUUUUUAUGAGCAUCCAUUGCCUAUAAGGUACAAUUAAGAGAGAAUCCUCUCUUGGUUUAGCUCCAUUUUCGGUGAAACAUUUUUAAUUUUUGAUUUCUACUCAGUUUUAAACCGUUUUUGUAUCAGUUUUUUUUACCCUCAUGCAUUUCUCAGAUACUACAACUUGAUGACCAGAAUAUCGUGUCUUAUAAAUAUUGGAAUAUUCAAAUAAGCAAAGGGGCCUCUUCUGUCGCUUAAAUGAGAUAUUCCGAACACACUCACAGUAAAGUACUUCCGUUCAAGUUACGCGAAAGCACUUAUAACCACAUUUAUAAUAAUGCAUAUCUUGCACGACACAUUAAAUAUACAACUUACACGGAAUAGUUUUAAAAGCUUAGAGCUGAUGAAAAAUAGGAGACAGUCAUACUUUUGGUUUAUAUGACUUUUUCAGAACUGUAUACUGAGGAGAUUUUUCAAAUAUAUAUGUUAAUAAAUGAAGGUUGUGUCUGUG
Molecule: messenger RNA, 20347 nt
Organism: Pocillopora damicornis (cauliflower coral)
Lineage: Eukaryota; Metazoa; Cnidaria; Anthozoa; Scleractinia; Pocilloporidae
Product: fibrocystin-L
Biological process (GO): homophilic cell-cell adhesion; polysaccharide catabolic process
Cellular component (GO): plasma membrane
Molecular function (GO): calcium ion binding
Source: RefSeq, a predicted model, not a curated record